AUGACUCCCUCUCCCUGCGGAGCCAACAGCCGCUGUCAAAAAUGCAAAACCUUCCUGCAGGAGUUUUACAAGGAUGAUGAGUUUGGAAAGAAGCACUUUAAAUAUGGAACUCAGCUGACAAAUAUUGCCCACAGAGAGCAGGUUGCUCUCUACAUAGAUCUGGAUGACCUGGCAGAAGAAGACCCGGAGCUGGUGGAUGCCAUUUGUGAGAACACCAGAAGAUACACCAAUCUCUUUGCUGAUGCUGUUCAGGAGUUGUUACCUCAGUACAAAGAAAAAGAGGUUGUGCAUAAAGACUCUCUGGAUGUCUACAUAGAACACCGGUUAAUGAUGGAGCAGAGAGGCAGAGACCCUAAUGACACCCGGGACCCUCACAACCAGUACCCACCAGAGCUCAUGAGAAGAUUUGAACUGUAUUUCAAGGCUCCCUCCAGUGCCAAGGCUCGUGUUGUCCGUGAUGUGAAGGCAGAUUCAAUCGGUAAACUGGUUACAGUGAGAGGAAUUGUGACCAGGGUCACAGAGGUCAAACCCAUGAUGGUCGUAGCCACUUAUACCUGUGACCAGUGUGGUGCCGAAACUUACCAACCAAUCCAGUCUCCAACCUUUAUGCCUCUCAUAAUGUGUCCAAGUAAAGAAUGUCAGACUAACCGGUCAGGUGGCAGACUCUACCUGCAGACUAGGGGAUCGAAGUUUGUCAAGUUCCAGGAACUGAAAAUUCAAGAGCACAGUGACCAAGUGCCGGUUGGUAACAUUCCUCGCUGUAUGUCUGUGUUCGUGCGCGGAGACAAUACCCGUCUGGCCCAGCCAGGUGAUCACAUUGGCAUUACUGGGAUCUUCCUACCUAUGCUAAAAACUGGUUUUCGGCAAGUAGUGCAGGGUCUUCUUUCUGAGACCUAUUUGGAGGCUCACCGAAUCAUUAGGAUGAAUAAAACAGAAGAUGAUGAGCUAGGUACAGAGGAGCUGAGUGAGGAGGAACUACGACAGAUUACAGAGGAAGACUUCUAUGAGAAGCUGGCAGCCUCCAUCGCCCCAGAGAUCUAUGGUCAUGAGGAUGUGAAGAAGGCCCUGCUGCUUCUCCUGGUGGGUGGUGUUGACCACUCUCCCCGUGGCAUGAAGAUAAGAGGAAACAUAAACAUCUGCCUUAUGGGAGACCCAGGAGUAGCAAAGUCUCAGCUUCUGUCAUACAUCGAUCGUCUAGCUCCUCGCAGUCAGUACACAACUGGAAGAGGUUCAUCAGGGGUGGGUCUCACUGCUGCUGUAAUGAAGGAUUCAGUAACAGGAGAGAUGACUCUGGAGGGUGGCGCUCUGGUGUUGGCAGAUCAGGGUGUCUGCUGUAUUGACGAGUUUGACAAGAUGAUGGACACUGACCGCACAGCCAUUCAUGAGGUCAUGGAGCAGCAGACCAUCUCCAUUGCCAAGGCUGGAAUUAUGACAACUCUGAACGCUCGUUGCUCCAUUCUUGCUGCUGCUAACCCUGCCUAUGGGCGAUACAACCCCAAGAAGAGUAUAGAGCAGAACAUCCAGCUCCCUGCCGCCUUACUCUCUCGAUUUGACCUGCUUUGGCUAAUCCAGGACAAGCCAGAUCGGGAAAACGAUCUCAGACUGGCUCAGCACAUCACAUAUGUCCACCAGCACAGCAAACAACCACCAUCCCAGUUCGAGGCUCUGGAUAUGAAACUCAUGCGGCGAUACAUCACUAUGUGCAAGAGAAAACAACCUGCAAUCCCAGAAGCACUUGCUGAUUAUUUGACGGCAGCCUAUGUGGAGAUGAGGAAAGAAGCCAGAACCAAUAAAGACACCACAUACACAUCUCCAAGGACCUUGUUGGCCAUUCUGCGAAUCUCCACAGCUCUGGCUCGGUUGCGUCUUGAAGAUGUUGUUGAGAAAGAGGAUGUGAACGAAGCGAUGAGGCUAAUGGAAAUGUCUAAAGACUCUCUGAUGGGUGACAAAGGACAAACCACAAGGACACAGAGACCUGCUGAUGUGAUCUUUUCCACGAUUCGUGAGAUGGUUCCAGAGAAGGGUGCACGCAGCGUCAAAUAUUCAGAAGCUGAGCAGCGUUGUGUGUCCAAAGGCUUCACCCCAGCACAGUUUGAAGCUGCCUUGGAAGAGUAUGAGGAGCUGAACGUUUGGUUGGUCAACCAAGCCCGGACAAAGAUCACCUUUGUAUGA
Nanorana parkeri is the source of this 2172-nucleotide messenger RNA. RefSeq names its product minichromosome maintenance complex component 7 (gene MCM7). Lineage: Eukaryota; Metazoa; Chordata; Amphibia; Anura; Dicroglossidae. Gene Ontology annotation, cellular component: MCM complex; nucleus. Bases 1 to 2172 code for a protein of 723 amino acids. The record is from RefSeq and is a predicted model, not a curated record. The transcript has 15 exons. Gene Ontology annotation, biological process: DNA replication; double-strand break repair via break-induced replication; DNA strand elongation involved in DNA replication. Gene Ontology annotation, molecular function: ATP binding; single-stranded DNA helicase activity; ATP hydrolysis activity.